Molecule: messenger RNA, 612 nt
Organism: Ostertagia ostertagi
Lineage: Eukaryota; Metazoa; Nematoda; Chromadorea; Rhabditida; Trichostrongylidae
Source: the annotation of a GenBank genome assembly
AUGAACCUGUCCUGUGCUCACCAAAUUGAUUGUAACGGCUCCGAUCAUCGUUUCACUCAUGGGUGUGACAGCUCGAAGCAAUUUGACCCGAACACAGCCGUUCCCUCUUCAUCCGGACCAGUCCGUAACUUCCUAUGUUCUUACAGCGAAUGCCCUGGUGCGGAAAGCAUCAAAAUUGUCUGCCCGUACUGCGAAAGGAACUACUGCCUGAAACAUCGCCACGCUGAUGAGCAUGCUUGUGAGAAUCGUCCCGAGAAGGCUCCCAAACCUCGGAUUCUACCGGUUAUACCACCUGCAGCCCCAGCAGCGCCUGCCGAGAGACCAGCCGUCAAGGCAAAUUCGACCAAACCUGUCAGUGAAGCAGAUCGAAAGAAAAUGGAUAAGAUUCUUAUAAUGAAGCUGAAGAUGAAUGCGAAAGCGACGGCGGAUGUUCCUACCGGGGAACGGAUGUUUCUGUUUGUGGAAGGUGAUGACCUUAGUGAGCGGAAAGCUGUUGUGGUUAGCAAGACACUUCAUAUGUUCACCACGGGAUCAGCAAAGGCGUUGGAUUACGCGGACUCGGUGUCGGAUCAUCUGAGUGACAUGGGCACCAUAAUUGUUCAACUUGUGUAA